Ictalurus punctatus (channel catfish) is the source of this 629-nucleotide messenger RNA. RefSeq names its product guanine nucleotide binding protein (G protein), gamma transducing activity polypeptide 1 (gene gngt1). The record is from RefSeq and is a predicted model, not a curated record. Gene Ontology annotation, biological process: G protein-coupled receptor signaling pathway. Gene Ontology annotation, molecular function: G-protein beta-subunit binding. The transcript is spliced from 3 exons. Gene Ontology annotation, cellular component: heterotrimeric G-protein complex. NCBI's taxonomy places the organism in Eukaryota, Metazoa, Chordata, Actinopteri, Siluriformes, Ictaluridae. Bases 81 to 302 code for a protein of 73 amino acids.
UUUAUAACCCGGAUUGAGAGAGAGCUGAAGGAUUCUCUGUCCAUCUUCGGGGUGAAGAGAACUCACUGUAAGCAGCAAAAAUGCCAGUUAUAGAUGUAGACAAUCUAACGGACUUGGAUAAGGCUAAAAUGGAAGUAGAUCAGUUGAAAAAAGAGGUGAAACUGGAAAGGGAAAAGGUGUCUAAAUGUUGUGAAGAAGUCAUGGAAUACAUUCAGGGUGGUAUGGACGAUGAUCCCCUGGUCAAAGGAAUCCCAGAAGAAAAGAAUCCAUUCAAGGAAAAGGGUGGAUGUGUCAUUUGCUAAUGUGGACAGCAAUAACUGCCCUAUUCCGUUUACAAUUUAGACUCUUUGGUACUGCACAUGGUCACCUGCAACUGUUUAAUCUUAGCCAGAAUUUUCUAUGCUGUCUGAAACAGAGAAAAGACAGUCGAGGAUAGCUACUAAAAUUACUCUAAAUGACUUGAAUGUCUACCCUCUCACAUCUUGUGUAUUUCUCUUUUAAGUGGUGAAAUUAAACAAUAAUCUUGUGCAGUGAUUGCCAGUUUUGGUGCAUGCCAUGAUGGGUUCAACAUCAAUAUGUACAGACUCCUUGUAGAAAUAUUUAUUAAAAAACUUUUAAUGUCUACAGUG